UAUUACUAUUAAAGCAAACUUUCUGGAAGCCAAAAAGGACCAAGUUUUGUGGUUUUACUUUUGCUAAAGAAAAGAACGCAUUGUGAGGCAUAAACUGUUGCGAAUAAAGAAAUAUAAAAAAACUUUGGGGCACCAACUUAUGAGUUUGAAAAGAUAGAAAACGGUAAAUGCCUAAAUAAACAGCCAAUCUAUAUUUAUGCCUGUAUUCAAAAAACACCCAAUAGGUUUCAAAAGGCUAUUGAUGUAACUUAAAAUAGGUAUGAAUAAUUAAAAUAAUACUGGUGCGUAUCGCAUAUAUAAUUACAAUUUUUAAUAAAAUCUGUGAAAGUAUAUACAUAUUUACAAAAGUUUUUAAAAAAGGACGUAAAGAAUAAUAAAUUGAAAAGUUCUCUGCGCGGUCGAACUAUUACAAUUUAUUCGAUUUGUUCAGAGGGAGAGUUUUUCGAUGGAUUACACUUACGCAGGGAGUUGCAAAGUUGGGAAGUUAGCGAGUUGCGACGCAGUGAGUUGGGAAGUUGCAUCUACAAUUUGUUUUUGUUUUUUUUAAUUCACCGGUUUGCCGACGGGAUCCGGAAAAAUAAGGUCAAUUCUAGCUUUGAGUAACCCGGGGUCCACAAUCUAGCGUAGAGCAAAUCAACCUCCUCCCCAGUGUCUUUUUUACUUAUUUUGGUCUCAAAUUGGGGUCAUGUCAUGAUUGGUAAGAUCUGGGAAACUAAAUUGGAUUGAAAAAGCUCCGAUUCAAAUCAUCCAGAACGAAAUGCAUCUCCUGUACUCGUGUUUUUCCUUUUCGAUCAAUCGAUUUCUUGAGGGGUUAAGACCCCAGACCAACACGCAGUUUAAUAAUUUACACAUCGACUAAUCUUUUAUUGAUUAAACAAAUGAGGAGAACAAGGUAAGCUUGCAAUUGUCGGCUUAAUUAAAUGAUAAGCAAAUGGGAUGUAUUUAGCCAAAGUUUUGACAGGACCUUUGGAUGCAACAUACUAUUUUCCGGUAACAUUUAGGAUACCUUGAUCAUUUUGUCAGACGACGAAUCGUUAUCUGAUACCGCCAAGUCACCACUGAAAAAUACAAAAAUUGAAAAAAGCCACUCCAGCACCAACUUCCACAGAGGAUGUACCACAGAGACCACUCAGGAGGGCCGAGCGACGAAACCCAGUCAGACCAGUGACUAUUCUACCAACACCAGAGGCCAUGGACAUCUUCGAGCUCCAAGAGAUGGUGAGGACUCGUCCAGUGGUAAAAAGUAAACUGCGGGAGUGGUCUGAUUGGCUAGUGGACUAUGUGCUGGAGUCUAUAAAGAAGGGUGUCAAUAGCGUAUAUAACACGUUCAAAAACAAUGUGAUGAAACUAUACCACGGGUGCAACGCUUCACGAUGAGGUUGAGCAAGAGGCAAGGGAAGAUCAUAAUUCAGAGCAAUCUAAUCAAGAUUUUACGCCUCAGGAGCAUAACCAUGCAUUACAUUAAACAUUCAGGAGUUACCGCAUAGCUGCCAUAGAUGGAACAGAUAUCCAUGGAUAUUUUGGUAUGAUACGAUCACAUGUAAAAAAUUUGAUAGAGAAUCAGGUAGAGGAAAUGGGGUCUGCAAAGAUACAGUGCUCUCUAUGGAUACUAGGGAAAAAGAAAUUGAUGGUACUAACGAGUUUAUCGAAGUAGACAAGGUCUUUCACAACAACAUGGCAUCUAUAUUCCAGGGCACAAACGUGGAUGAAGUGAUAGAUACGAAGUUUGCUCAAAUUAAAACGCAUGUGGAGAAUCCUGCAUUACCCAAGAAUGGCUUUAGCAUCGGUAGAAUAAAUAACAUUGAUAUAGAUUUUCUUAAAUUGAAGUUGACGAGAGGUUCAUCAUAUAUCGAAACACCCGGAUGGAUGUCGAUGAAAAAAACUAUCAUAAAUCCUAUAAAUAAUGACGAGGAGUUCUUCAAAUAUGCGAUUAUCGCCGCCAUACAUCAAGAAGAGAUAGGUACAAACCAUCAAAGAAUCAGCAAGCUGCGACCCUAUGUGGAUCAGUAUAACUGGCAGGGUAUUGAGUUCCCAACAUCCAUCAAAGAUAUCACAAAAUUCGAGCGGAAUAAUCCCGACAUUGCCGUGAACGUCUUUUUUGCAACAGGGAAGAGCUUUAAUAUCUUACGGCGAUCGGCAUUUAACGAACGUGAGAAUCAGACUAAUUUGCUAUUACUAACAGAUGAUAAGAAGAGCCACUACGUGGCCAUCAAAAAUCUAUCCAGACUACUAAAAAGCGAGAUAUCGAAGAACCAUGGAAAAAUGAGUUUUUGUCUGAAUUGCCUUCAGGGGUUUCAAACGAUAGAAUCCCGCGAUAAACACUAUGCAUAUUGCAAAGAUAAUGAAGCUGUAAAGAUCACGAUGCCCAGCGAAAAUGAAAAAUGGUUAUAUUAUCAAGAUGGUCAACAGCAAUUCAAAGUACCCUUCGUCAUCUAUGCGGACUUCGAAUCACUACUGAUCCCGAUGAAAGAGAAUGCUCGGGAUACUAAGACCAAGACGCUGAAUAAGCAUGUACCAUGCGGGUGGUGUACGUAUUCCACCUUUGCUUAUGGAGAAGUGCCAGAUCCACUGAAAGUCUACAGGGGUGAAGACUGUGUACAGAAGUUCGUCGAUCAUCUAGAGAAUGAGGUAAAGCGACUCUAUUGCACCUACCAUCAACAGAACGUGUUACCACUAACGGAAAUACUAAAAAAGGAGCACGACUCCGCUACGAGUUGUCAUAUUUGCAUGAAAUCAUUUUACAACGAUGGAUAUAGCCGUAAAGUUCGAGACCACUGUCACUACACGGGGUUAUACAGGGGUGCAGCGCACGCGAUCUGCAACCGCAGAUAUAAUAUACCAAGCCAUGUGCCUGUGAUCUUCCACAACCUAUCAGGGUACGAUGCCCACUUAUUCAUUCGAGAAUUGGGGGAAAAGUAUGAUACUCAGGAUAUUUCUUACAUCGCGGAGAAUACAGAAAAAUAUAUAUCGUUCAAUGUAAAAAUCAAAGUACCCAUUGCAGGCAUGGAGCAUGGCGACGGCGAAACGUACAAGAAGAUAGAGAUCAGAUUUAUUGAUAGUUGUCGAUUUAUGGCAUCAAGCUUGGAGAAAUUAGUUAAUAAUCUCGAUGAUGAACAAUGCAAAAAUCUCCGUUGGUAUUUCAAUGAGGAUGACAUCUUUAAACUCAUGCGUAAAAAAGGUGUUUAUCCGUAUGCAUACAUGAAUAGCUGGCAACAAUUCGAGGAGACUGAGCUACCUCCUUUGGAGGCUUUCUAUAGCAAGUUAGACAUGAAUGGGAUUAAUGAUGAAGAAUACGAGCACGUUCAAAAAGUGUGGAAUGCUAUUACUCUAAAUGGUCCAGAGACUAUCAUGGGUGACUACCACGAUGUAUAUUUGGUGACGGAUGUAGUGCUAUUGACCGAUAUCUUUCAGAACUUUCGCAGCACUAGCCACGCGAACUAUAAGCUUGAUCCUGCUCACUUCUACAGCGCACCUGGUCUCGCAUGGAAGGCAGCACUCAAGUACACAGAAAUUAAACUGGAGCUCCUUACGGACCCUGAUAUGUUAUAA
Molecule: messenger RNA, 3549 nt
Organism: Hydractinia symbiolongicarpus
Lineage: Eukaryota; Metazoa; Cnidaria; Hydrozoa; Anthoathecata; Hydractiniidae
Exons: 2
Coding region: 1603-3549 (648 amino acids)
Molecular function (GO): nucleic acid binding
Source: RefSeq, a predicted model, not a curated record